UGUUGCCGAUGAAAGUUGGAAGAGUUGAAUAACGUCAGCCGGGUAGAAGACAGCAACCGCGGGCCGCGGGCGGGUAGUAUAAAUACGCCCCUGCUCUUCUCGCCGUUCCCUCAAACCGCCGGACCAAACCCCGCCAGUGAACUCCCCACACCACGAUGGUCGCGGCGGAGGACCCGGAAUCCUUCUUCGCCACCGCGCCGCCGCUGCGCGACGCCGGCGCCGUCACCGCGACGGUGCAGGAGUUCAUCGCGCGCAACUCCCACCCCUCAGAGGGCGGCGGGCUGCGGCGGAUCGUGUGCGUGACGUCGGGCGGGACGACGGUGCCGCUGGAGCAGCGCUGCGUGCGCUACAUCGACAACUUCAGCUCCGGCCACCGCGGCGCUGCGUCCACCGAGUAUUUCUUAAAGGCCGGUUAUGCAGUAAUCUUUGUCCAUCGACGAGGGAGUUGCCAGCCUUACUGUAGGUUCCUGCCUGACGAUUCAUUUCUCAAGUUCUUUGAUGUCAAUGCAGAAUCAAAGGUUCAAGUGGCCGAAUCGCAUGCAGCGAUUGUAGAGAAAGCAAUUGGGGAAUAUUGCAAGGCUAUUGAAGGCGGCUCUCUGCUGAAACUCCCAUUCACCACAAUAUUUGAAUAUCUUCAGUUAUUAAAGAUGGUGGCUGCAUCGAUGAGCUCUGUGGGUCUACACGGGAUGUUCUAUCUUGCUGCAGCGGUGUCUGACUUUUAUGUUCCUUGGGAUAGCAUGGCAAAACAUAAGAUUCAGUCAGCCGGAGGCCCUCUGGAUAUGAGGCUCAGUCAGGUUCCAAAAAUGCUUUCAGUGUUGCGAAACCAAUGGGCCCCGCUGGCCUUCUGUAUAUCUUUCAAGCUUGAGACAGAUUCAGACAUUCUUGUUCAGAAAGCAGAUAUGGCUCUGAACAAGUACAAGAUGAACAUUGUUGUGGCUAAUUUGCUUGCAACAUACAAAGAGGAGGUCAUCAUUGUCACCAAUGACGAAAGGAAUACUAUUCGAAGGUGCCACAAAGAUGAGGAUUUGGAGGAGCAUAUAAUCAAGCUCCUGGAAGAGAGUCACUCAAAGUAUAUUUAUAGCCGUACAAACGGGUGUAACAAGAAUGACUAUGAAAAGCUUAUAUCGUUUGACAUCAAAAGUUUGGCUUAAGGUAAUAUUGAUUGUUCUCUGGGAGUUGAAAUAAGAAGAAAGUCCGGUCAACUCUGAGAAAUCGCUAUACUUGUAAUGUGUAGAGAUGCUGGUAUGUAUGUGAACAGCACCAAUACAGUUUUUCUCUUCUUAUUUUGUUUCUUAGAAACACAAAAAAGCCAAGGUUAAAUGUAUCAUCGUGGCGUCACCUAUACAUUAAUAGCCUUCUAAUCAGAAAGGUUUCUUCUUUGAAUUAUUA
Molecule: messenger RNA, 1389 nt
Organism: Phragmites australis (common reed)
Lineage: Eukaryota; Viridiplantae; Streptophyta; Magnoliopsida; Poales; Poaceae
Product: phosphopantothenate--cysteine ligase 1-like
Exons: 9
Coding region: 156-1151 (331 amino acids)
Biological process (GO): coenzyme A biosynthetic process
Cellular component (GO): cytoplasm; nucleus
Molecular function (GO): phosphopantothenate--cysteine ligase activity
Source: RefSeq, a predicted model, not a curated record